This is a messenger RNA of Anneissia japonica, 742 nucleotides long. Its product is annotated as CCR4-NOT transcription complex subunit 7-like. Gene Ontology annotation, cellular component: CCR4-NOT complex; CCR4-NOT core complex; P-body. NCBI's taxonomy places the organism in Eukaryota, Metazoa, Echinodermata, Crinoidea, Comatulida, Comatulidae. The transcript is spliced from 4 exons. The record is from RefSeq and is a predicted model, not a curated record. The annotation marks the transcript as partial. Gene Ontology annotation, molecular function: nucleic acid binding; poly(A)-specific ribonuclease activity.
AAUGUUCUUGAAUUUUCUUGCCCAAAAAUUUCCAGUGAAGACAUGUAUGCUCAGGAUUCAAUACAACUACUCACAUCGUCUGGAAUUCAGUUUAAAAAGCAUGAAGAAGAUGGAAUCGAUGCAGAAUAUUUUGCUGAGCUCUUAAUGACGUCCGGUAUUGUCCUCAGUGAAGAAGUCAAAUGGAUCACUUUCCACAGUCUAUUUUUGUUCUUGUUGGUGAUUCCAUUGAACCAGACAAUAGUAUUAUUACAACAGAAAAAUUACUUUGAAGACAACAUUGAUGACGACAAGUACUUAGGUCACUUAUAUGGUCUUGGGUCAUCGUACAAUUACUUUGAAGACAACAUUGAUGACGACAAGUACUUAGGUCACUUAUAUGGUCUUGGGUCAUCGUACGUGCAGAAUGGCAAUGCGUUCGGUGACGAGAACAACCUGUCGUCGUAGCAGUAGCGUCAGAAUCCGCCAUGUUAAAUCUGUACAGAAUGGAGGACCAGGCCUUUUGCAAGUUCUCAAUGCUAAAUGUUGAACAUCAAUUUUUUUUCUCGCCUAUUUGUAUAUUAUAGUAGAAUUUUAAACCUUCGUAUUUUGAAACAUUGUACUGUGUAUGUUCCUUUGUGUACUCACGUUUGUAGUCUGUGUCCCAAUUCCAGAUUUAUUCUUGUUGCCAAAUUCUUAAGCAUGUAAUUUCCCCUAUGUUCUGUAGCUUCAGAUUCCUAUACGUUUUAGAUUUUAAAUAUUAUUA